Messenger RNA from Marmota monax (woodchuck), 5615 nucleotides. It is a transcript of the gene Arhgap31, whose product is annotated as Rho GTPase activating protein 31. The record is from RefSeq and is a predicted model, not a curated record. Gene Ontology annotation, biological process: small GTPase-mediated signal transduction. Gene Ontology annotation, molecular function: GTPase activator activity. NCBI's taxonomy places the organism in Eukaryota, Metazoa, Chordata, Mammalia, Rodentia, Sciuridae. The coding region runs from base 40 to 4380 and encodes 1446 amino acids. The transcript has 12 exons.
GAGGGAGAGACGGAGGGGCAGCCUCUUUGGGACUAACUCAUGAAGAACAAGGGUGCCAAGCAGAAGCUGAAACGAAAGGGGGCCGCCAGUGCAUUUGGCUGUGACCUGACGGAGUAUCUGGAAAGCUCAGGACAAGAUGUUCCAUAUGUGUUGAAGAGCUGUGCAGAGUUCAUAGAGACUCACGGCAUUGUAGAUGGAAUCUACCGGCUUUCGGGAGUCACCUCAAACAUACAAAGGCUAAGGCAAGAGUUUGGCUCAGAUCAAUGUCCAGAUCUGACAAGGGAAGUAUACCUCCAGGACAUCCACUGUGUGGGCUCCCUCUGCAAGCUCUACUUCAGGGAGCUGCCCAACCCCCUCCUGACUUAUGAGCUGUAUGGGAAAUUCACGGAGGCAGUGUCAUAUUGCCCAGAAGAAGGCCAACUGGCCAGAAUCCAAAAUAUUAUCCAGGAGCUUCCCCCAUCCCAUUAUAGGACCUUGGAAUACCUGAUUCGACACCUGGCCCACAUCGCCUCCUUCAGCAGCAAGACCAACAUGCAUGCCAGGAACCUGGCCCUGGUGUGGGCACCAAACCUCCUCAGGUCUAAAGAAAUUGAGGCCACUGGUUGCAAUGGAGAUGCAGCUUUCCUUGCAGUCCGGGUCCAGCAAGUGGUGAUUGAGUUUAUAUUGAAUCAUGUGGAUCAAAUCUUCAGCAACGAUGCUCCUGCGUCUCUGGAGAAUGAUGAAAAUCGGCCCAUCAUAAAGAGCCUGACGCUGCCAGCCCUGUCCCUGCCCAUGAAGUUGGUAAGCCUGGAGGAAGCUCAGGCCCGCAACCUGGCUACUAACCAUCCUGCCCGGAAGGAAAGGAGGGAGAACAGCCUGCCUGAGAUUGUGCCUCCCAUGGGCACCCUCUUCCACACUGUCCUGGAGCUACCAGACAACAAGAGAAAGCUUUCCAGUAAAUCAAAGAAGUGGAAAUCUAUAUUUAACCUGGGACGUUCUGGAUCAGACUCCAAAUCAAAGCUGAGUAGAAAUGGGAGUGUAUUUGUGAGAGGACAGAGGCUCUCAGUAGAGAAGGCUACUAUCCGACCAGCUAAAAGCAUGGACUCGCUGUGUUCAGUGCCUGUGGAAGGAAAAGAAACCAAAGGAAAUUUCAACCGAACAGUCACCACGGGUGGAUUUUUCAUUCCAGCCACGAAAAUGCACUCCACCAGCACUGGCAGCUCCUGUGACCUCAGCAAGCAGGAGGGUGAAUGGGGCCAGGAGGGGAUGCCCGCGGGCGCGGAGGGGGGCUUUGAUGUGAGCAGCGACCGAAGCCAACUUCAGUGCACUCAGAUCCGUCCCCCACCGGAGCAACUGAAGGUGUUCCGGCCGAUCGAGGACCCAGAGAGCGAGCAAAUAGCCCCAAAGAUGCUGGGUAUGUUUUAUACCUCGAGCGACAGCCCUAGCAAGUCCGUAUUCACCAGCAGCCUCUUCCAGAUGGAGCACUCGCCGCGUCACCAGCGCAAGGCGCUGAACAUCUCCGAGCCCUUUGCGGUGUCCGUGCCGCUCCGAGUGUCCGCGGUAAUCAGCACCAACAGCACCCCGUGCAGAACACCCCCAAAGGAGUUGCAGUCUCUCUCCAGCCUAGAAGAGUUUUCUUUCCAGGGGUCAGAGAGCGGAGGUUGGCCAGAAGAGGAGAAACCACUGGGAGCCGAGACUUCUACAGCUUCUAUCACUAAGAAGGCAGCUCUGGAAGAUACCCCACCAGGACCUGAAGGCCUGGGGACAGUGGAAUGCAACCAAAGCCUUUCCCUGGAGCCAGGUACCCAAACGGAGGAGAAGAAGACCUCAGAAAUCUCCCUGGGCUCUCAACAUAUAAGGGAAUUAGAGAAGAGGAUGAAUCCGGAGAAGGCCGUUGAGGAAAGGCGAGAGGCUGAGGAUGUGGAGACCAAUGCUCUGCAGGAGUGCCCCGGGAUCAGAACAGAAGCCAUGUUUCUCCAUGAGAUGGAUGAAGAUGAUCUGGCUAAUGCCCUGAUAUGGCCCGAGAUUCAACAGGAGCUUAAAAUCAUUGAAUCUGAGGAGGAACUUGCGUCAUUGCCACCAUCUGUUCAGAAGAUAAGCCUAAUUCUGCCCAGUUUUGAGUCAAGUCCAGGGCCCUUUGCUUCCCCAGAGCCUCCAGGGAGUGUCUCUCGUGCCUCCGCCCCCUCUCCAGUCUCCGCCCCCCAGGAGGAGGGGACUAAGGUCUCAACCAAUCAGAGUACAAUGGAUGCUGCCACGGCAGCCAAUAGAGAUAAGCCAGAGUCAACCAGAGUCCACAGCUCCGAGUCUGGGCUGCGUCCUGACCGUGCUACUCUGGCUCCUCUAGAAAUAAUUCCUUUUGAGGAGCCAUCUCCACCGGCAAGGACUGAGGCUGGACGCCCCGGGAAUCUCUCUCCUCCGCUUCCUCCUGCUCCUCCCCCUCCAACUCCUCUGGAGGAGGCGCCUGGAAUCCUGCUGUCAAAGGGCGGUGUUGAGAGAGAAGAUCCAUCCAGGAAUUUGAGGACAAAUCCUUAUAUAGAGCAGCCGGGGUCCAAAGAUAGCCCUGGGAUCUCUAGUCUCUGUCAGGGAGAGGAGGCCACUCCAAGACAAAGUGAAAAACAAACUUCAAAGAACGCUGCUCCGGAGGGGGAAGUCCUUGGUUUUCCAAGCCCAACAAAGGAGGUUGAGAUCUCCCCACAUGGAGAGGGGGAUGUAGCCCAGUCAGUACAGGAGCCUUCAGACUGUGAUGAAGAUGACACUGUGACAGACAUUGCUCAGCACGUCCUGGAGAUGGUGGAGCCCUGGGAGGAGCCCCAGUGGGUGACAAGCCCUCUUCACUCUCCCACACUGAAAGAAGUGCAGGAGGCCCAGAUGCAGGGCCCGCAGAGCCACCGAUUGGAGAAGAGGCUUUCUCACAGGCCCAGCCUUCGCCAGAGCCACUCUCUGGAUAGCAAAACUACCAUUAUGAGUCCGUGGACUCUUGAGGUCACCCCAUCCAGCAGCUGUGCUAAUCUUCAAACAGAGAGAAAUUUUGAUCCUCAGGCAGCCAGGAGAGAGAUUACUAGAUGGGAUGAGAAAGCCCUGAAGAGCUUCAGAGAGUUCUCUGACCUGAAAGGGGAAGAGGUUCUUCCCAGCCAGAAGGGACCAGGUAGUGUUCAGUCUAAGCCAGCAGCAAUCAGCCCAGUCACCCCAGUAGAGGGAAAGGAGCUGGGACCGCUUCUUGGGCAGAGCAACCAGAUUAAGCAAGCUGGUGUUCCUGGGCUAGAAAAUAGCAAGGAGAGUUCACCUAAGGUUCAGGAUAGCACCUCACCUGGAGAAGACCUCCCAAAGUUACAGCUAAAGAGCACUGAGUGUAGCCCCUCAAAAGGGAAAAACCGGCCUUCUUCCCUCAACUUGGACUCUGCCAUUCCCAUUACUGACCUCUUCCGGCUUGAGAAUGGGGCUUCAUUUAGUUCACCUGGAAUGCAGCUCUGUGAAUCAGGAGACCCCAAGUUCACCUGGAUGACCUCAUCUCACUGUAAAGCAGACUCCUGGAAAGAUUACUCCCAGGAUACCCAGGACCUGGACCUUGUUGCUCAUGCCCUGACAGGCCGCCGUAACUCAGCUCCCGUGAGUGUGUCAGCUGUGAGAACCUCCUUCAUGGUCAAAAUGUGUCAAGCCAGGGCAGUGCCAGUCAUCCCACCCAAGAUUCAGUAUACACAGAUCCCACAGCCCCUGCCAUCUCAGAGCACAGGGGAGAGUGUAGCUCAGCCUCUGGAGAGGAGCCAAGAGGAAUCCAGCUCAACUAGUGGGACCUCUCAGAAAUCUGCCAAAGGUGAUUCUCCCUCCUCCCUGGAAAGCCCAAGGGAAGAGAAACCAAAGCAAGAUACAGGAGCCAUAGCAUCCUCACGGAUGGAUACCACUGCAUCCUGCACUUGUGAGGGACCCACCCUUUCUCCAGAAUCAGACUUAUCUAAUCUCCUCUCCACCCAGGAUGCAGUAGUGCAAUGCAGAAAGCGCACAUCAGAGACAGAGCCAUCUGGGGACAACCUUCUUUCUUCAAAAAUAGAGCGGCCAUCUGGGGGUUCUAAGCCUUUCCACAGGUCAAGGCCAGGAAGACCUCAGAGCCUAAUCUUAUUCAGUCCUCCUUUCCCCAUCAUGGACCACCUGCCUCCCUCAUCCACAGUUACAGAUUCCAAGGUCCUGCUGUCUCCUAUCAGAAGUCCCACUCAGACAGUUUCCCCUGGCCUUCUUUGUGGGGAGUUGGCAGAAAACACAUGGGUCACACCAGAAGGGGUUACACUUAGGAAUAAAAUGACCAUCCCUAAGAAUGGCCAAAGACUAGAGACCUCGACCAGCUGUUUUUACCAGCCCCAGCGGAGAUCAGUAAUUCUGGAUGGAAGAAGUGGGAGGCAAAUAGAAUGAUCAGUUCAGUUGCUGGUGUCUGAAAAAACAUCAUGAUUCAUCUGGAAAUUAUUACAGGGCCAACUUGCCAUUUUCCAGCACAGAUUAUCUAACUUUGGACUUAUUUUGGCCUCUAACUUCUCUUUUUUCAGCCUUUUGACUAUUCACUAAUUAAUCCUUUGCCAGAAGAGUGUCAAGGAAAGGACCAAAAGGUGAAAUUUAGAUAAGUCUGUACGAUCAAGUGGGAAAGCUUAGGUAAGGAAUGAGGGAAUUCUUGCUUCCAAUGAAAUUUGGGGUCUCUUAUGUAAGCUGCAUUACUCCCCUACUACCAUUACCUAUUACUGUUGAGAGCUGGCUAUAGUAAUUGUCUUUUGCAAAAAAGAAAAAUCCUUUGCAGGUGUUGGAAAAUGCUAUUGAGAUUUGAAGGCCUCCUCUUUAUUUCAUGCUUUUUACUGCUCUUUAAAGCAUGUGUUCUUAAACCAGUUUUCUAAUAAGCUUUGAAAAAGUGAACUAUCCAAAAUAGAAGCAGAUUUGGAAAUGCAAACUAAUGUGCAUUUAGAUAUCCAAGUGGGUAAACUCACCCAUGCUCUUUCCCUGGAAUCCCUGCAGAUCUGUCCAAGAUGACUCCAUAUACCAGCAUAGAAAAUCAGAAUCUAUAAGUCAGGAGCAAACCCUGAGACUGGCACAAACUACAGACUUUCUGGUGCAUUUCAUUUGGGACCCUACUUGCCACUGUUCUGAACUCUGAUUUAUAAAUCCAGUAGCUGGCCAAGUGAGGACUGAGCUGAGGAUUUUCUUAGUGAAAUGAAUCAAAAUUUUCAUGUAUACAGUUGUGAAGUGAAGGUAUCAUCUUCCUUAACAAUAUCAGGGUGUAAGCACCCAAUGUCAUCAUAGAGAAAAGCCCCACACAAAGCCUACACUGUGAACUUAAUGUAUUUAAGUUGGUGGGCAGGAAACACUUCCUGCUCAGCCUUACUCUUCUUCCACACUGGGCUGGGUCCAGCAGUACAGGAAGGGAGGCAAGGAGGGAUCCUAGCAGAGUGGACAUCACUACCACUCACUCCCCUCCUUGAAAAUGUAUUUCAUUUUAGACAGUGGGUCCCUUCUUUUUCCCUCUCCCUAUAUUGUUCCAGAUUUGAGGCAUGUGUCUCCCUUCCAUAAUUCUCUUCAGCCACCAUCUACCUAAGGCCCUCAAACUUGCUCUUCCUUCUAUCUGGAUGCAAGCAGAAGCAAUAAACCAAUCUGAUUUUCUUUCA